This is a messenger RNA of Aspergillus pseudonomiae, 1479 nucleotides long. Its product is annotated as major facilitator superfamily domain-containing protein. Gene Ontology annotation, biological process: allantoate transport; dipeptide transport; tripeptide transport. The transcript is spliced from 4 exons. NCBI's taxonomy places the organism in Eukaryota, Fungi, Ascomycota, Eurotiomycetes, Eurotiales, Aspergillaceae. The record is from RefSeq and is a predicted model, not a curated record. The coding region runs from base 1 to 1479 and encodes 492 amino acids. Gene Ontology annotation, molecular function: dipeptide transmembrane transporter activity; allantoate transmembrane transporter activity. Gene Ontology annotation, cellular component: plasma membrane.
AUGGACAUUCCGAAGGCCCCUUGUGCGGACAUUAAAGAUGAGGAACGACGAGUCGGUGAGGUAGUUAAUAUAACUGCAACCUGCAGUCCUGAGGAGGAGAAAGCAGUGCUGCGGAAAAUUGACAUGGUCAUUUUACCUUUUCUCUGCUUCGUUUUUUUCCUACAGUACCUGGACAAGCAGAGUCUCAGCUAUGCCGGGGUAUUCGGCCUCAUGGAGGACCUGAACCUGACGAACGCGCAAUAUUCCUGGUGCAGUUCGAUCUUCUAUGUGGGACAGCUGGUUUCCGAAUAUCCCUUCAUUUACCUUAUGAGCCGACUACCUCUGACAAAAUUUGUUGGAGUCACGGUGAUUGUUUGGGGUGGGAUGUGUAUGUGUCUUGCCGCACCGAAGACCUACAGCGGAUUUGCCGCCGUUAGAUUUCUUCUCGGCUUCAGUGAAGGCGCAGUCUCGCCAGCCUUUGUCACCAUUACAUCGAUCUGGUACCGUCAAAAGGAGCAUACGACCCGCACUGCUCUCUGGAUCUCCAUGAAUGGCAUGGCCCAGGUUAUCGGCUGCCUGUUAAUGUACGGCAUCGGCAAAAACGCAGCCCUAGCCAUUGCACCCUGGCGCGUUCUGUUCUUGAUAUGCGGAGCCAUGACCAUGGCUGCAGGAGUCUGCUUUUUACUGCUCAUGCCGAGCGGACCCAACGACGCGUGGUUUCUCAACGCCCGUGAAAAAGAAGUUCUUCGGCAACGCAUGGCGCAUGACCAUGAAGGUGGCGAUAAAACGUCGUUUUCCAUCCUACAACUCAAAGAGACACUCAUAGACCCGAAAGCGUGGUUGGUCUUCUGGUUCGGAGUGCUGGUAACGAUGCAGUCUCCCGUAUUGACCUUUGCGUCCCUUGUCAUCGAAUCGCUUGGCUACAGCAAGUUGGACACAAUGCUGUACACAGCGCCCUCGGGUGCCGUCCAAAUGGCCUUAUUAUGGAUCGGCGUCGCGCUGGCCUCUAUCCUCCCUCGCCAGCGGACACUCGUUGCGCUGAUGCUCAUCAUCCCACCCCUUGUCGGCACGGUCUUUCUGCUGAAGCUCGACUUGAGUGCGGAAUGGGGCAUGAUCGCCAUGUCUUGGUUGUCCUCUUGUAUAACGGCUUCCAUGUCUAUUCUUCUCUCCCUUUCUGCUUCCAAUGUGAAGGGCAACACAAAACGUGCCAUCGUCAAUACCAUGUUCUUCAUUGGCUAUUGCGCGGGAUGCAUUGGAUCUCCGCAGUUGUGGACCAAUCGACCUCGCUAUACCGAGGGUGUCAUCACAUCUAUCGUUACGUGGUGUCUGCUGUUCGUCGCGGUGAUUAUCUACCGCUUGCUGUGUAUGCAGGAUAACAAGAAACGAGAGGCAAAUGCGUGUACCGACAUUGACCCGAGCGGAGGAGAUAGGCUGGAGAAUGGGCUACAAGCAGCCGAUGUGACGGAUAAGACCGAUCUGUCUUUCCGAUAUGCCUUAUAG